Messenger RNA from Neoarius graeffei (lesser salmon catfish), 4779 nucleotides. Its product is annotated as phospholipase ABHD3-like. Gene Ontology annotation, molecular function: acetylesterase activity; monoacylglycerol lipase activity. The record is from RefSeq and is a predicted model, not a curated record. The transcript is spliced from 9 exons. Lineage: Eukaryota; Metazoa; Chordata; Actinopteri; Siluriformes; Ariidae. Gene Ontology annotation, biological process: medium-chain fatty acid catabolic process; medium-chain fatty acid biosynthetic process. The coding region runs from base 529 to 1515 and encodes 328 amino acids.
UCUUUUGCGACAAUGACAGAGACCGGUUUACGGCAUUUGCGCCAUGCUUACAAACCAUGGCACGAAUCUUGUGCUCUUUAAACACGCUUUCGAUAUCAACGGUUUUGAAAAGGAGAAUUUCGUGGUAUGUCCAUGUCACGGAGGGACAUCGUUCAGAGGGAGGACGGGAAGACCGACGAUGUCAAAAACAUUUGACAAGGAAAACGGCAUCAAAAAUCCAUGGAAUUGGCGAUGGCUGGAGUUUAAAGUCGGUAGUGAAUGAGCACAUACGGAAGAUAAAAGAACCGGGGAAAGCUUACUGCAUCUUGUGCCAUCAGGAUGUGAAGUACGGUUCUGGUGGAAGAACACGUUUGGUUGACCAUGUUAAAGGAAAAAAACAUGCGGAAUUGGUGAAAUUGAAGCUGUCGAACUAUAGAUUACCAGGUGCCGGUGCUGGUGUGUGCUGAAGGAUUCCAGGCGUUCUUGCACACACACUGCCCUGUUGUGUUGGAACGGUUUUGCCCAACGCCUUGGUGCUGGGGGGGCCGAAUGCAGACGCUUGUGCGUGUCUUCAUCAAGUCCUGUCCUUCUGUCACGUAUCGCAACGAGAUGAUCAGGACAGGCGAUGGAGGUCAGCUCUGUCUAGACUGGGCAGAUAACUCAGAUAGCGCAAACUACUCACGGUCCUCUCGGCCGACGGUGCUAAUCCUGCCCGGGCUGACGGGAAACAGCCAGCAGACGUAUGUCCUGCACAUGGUCCACCAAGCCAUACGACACGGAUACAGGUGUGUGGUGAUGAAUAACCGAGGUUUUGGAGGAGAAGAGUUGCUGACUCCUCUGACGUUCUGUGCUGCGAAUACUCAAGACGUGGAGACGGUUGUCAAUCAUGUGAAAGAGCUCCACCCACAGGCCCCUCUUAUUGGAGCUGGGGUGUCUCUUGGGGGGAUGUUGUUGCUUAAUUAUUUGGCGCGAAAAGGACGAGACUCGAAGAUGAUCGCGGGUGUCACCCUGUCUGUGAGCUGGAACUCAUUCGAAUCCUCCAAAUCCCUGGAGCAACCGAUCAACAAGCUGCUUUUCAAUCGCCACCUCACAAGUAACCUGUGCCACGCAAUCAAAAGACACAGAAAGAUCCUGGAGAAGGUGAUCAACAUAGACCACGUGCUAAAGGCACGCACGAUUCGGGAGUUUGACGAGCGCUUCACGUCUGUGCUGUUUGGCUACAAGUCGUGCACUGAUUAUUACCAGGAUGCCAGUCCGGGUUACAAACUGCCCCAGAUGGCUGUCCCUAUCCUGUGCCUCAACGCCGCUGACGAUCCCUUCUCCCCAAAACAUGCUUUCCCGGUAUCUCUGGCUCAGCGCUUACCAAACGUCGCUCUCUUGGUGACAUCACACGGAGGGCACAUUGGCUUCCUUGAAGGGCUUUUCCCGCACGGUGAAGGCUACAUGGAUCGAGUGUUCAGUCAGUUCAUCCGAGCCGCUUUCGAGCACCAGGAGGACCUGAAGGAGGCCUGCAGCAGCAGCGGCAGCUCAGAUUAAAACCUUCCUCUAGUAUUAGGGUCGGCACCGACCCGUUUUUAGGUUUAGCAUGCAUAAAAGUACUACAUAAAUUUGUUUAUUGCAUCAAGACUUUUUGACUUCUAUUUAAACAAAAUAAAAUUCAAAAAAAUAAUUUUACUAAAUUAUAAAAUGCUCUGGUAAAAAUUGUGACCUUUGUGUUGUUAGGGUCAAUUUCGACUCAGUUAAAAUAUAAGAUUAUAAAACAAUAAUAAAUGCCAAAACUGAAAUCAUAAACACACAAUCAGCCUACAGCCAGCUCUUCCUCCAACCACUUGAGCUUCAGUCAGGGGCUUUUCUCUUUGCCUGUUUAGCCUAGGUCACAACCGGACGUACGAUUUUUUGGCCGUGCGAUUUUUGGCGUUUCCCAAAUUGCUGCGUUUUUUUUGUUUGUGGAGAAAGAUGCACGUUGGCCAUAAGUUUGUCUUGCAACCUGAAAAAAACGUAAGCGCCCGUAGAGUUUGUUUGACAUGACAAAGAACCUCUGCGGCCAGUCUACGGCUCGAAAAUCAGCACGUCACACACGCGCCCUCCGUGCGUUUCUUGCGUUUUUUCACGUAGACCGGCCGUAGGAGCACGUACGGCCGGUUGUGACCGAGGCUUUUGACAGAACAAACAAAGACAGACAUGUCCAGGCAUGUAAGGCCAAUUGAGUUUAGAGUUGGUGACUUGCAGAGUACACAUCUCCAAUUUACAGCAUGCAACAUUGAGAAGAGGACUGAAUAUAAGCCAAGCUCUGGAUCAUAUCUUUGCUGAUAAUGAGGCAGAGGACACAGAGCAAUAUAGCGAUGGAGAUGAGCAGGUCUCUGAGGAGGACGAUGAUGUGGCGUAUCAACCGGAAGACACGGACACAUCUGAUCAGUCUGAUGAGGAGGUCACCUGCUGAAACAUUCAGAUCCAAAAGUGGCAACAUCUGUUGGAGCUCAGUACCUCCUGACGUACAUGGCAGGACAGCUGCUGCAAAUGUCAUCAAAAUGACCCCUGGGAUCACAAGGUUUGCUGUGACGAGAGUAAGUGACAUCAGGUCAUGUUUUGAUCUGUUUAUGCCAUCGUCACAUGAGGCCACUGAUAGUCUCUGGGACGCAUUGACAGGCAGGAAUAAAAAAGACUUGUUUUUUGCCCUUUUCUUGAAGUAAAUAUAUAUGGGUCGAAAUUGACCCGAAACACCAUAGAUGUUACUAUAGUUGAUAAUAUUAAAAUUAAAAUCUUUUUUUUUUUUUUGAACAUUUAAGAGAUGUGAUCUAAUACCCCUCAGUAAUAGUCAGGUAACAGAACAACCUUUUAUUUGUUUACAUUAUUCUCUUGAGGUUCAUUUGACCACUUUUUUAUAUUGAAAACGAGGGGUAUGCUGUUAAAAGAAAGGCCCAGGGGGCCACAACAAAAAUAUUAAAACCAAUCUUUUCCUGGAUAAGGGAGCCUAACAAGGUAACCAAGAGGUAAGAAACAAAUUGGAUGAUAAAUAAUUGUUUUUAGGGUAUUUUAUGGCUGAUUUAAGACACGGGUCAAAACCGACCCGUUAACAUAAGAGAUAGUAACAGAAAGCUAACACCAGAGGAAGGUUUUAACCGCUACACAUAGGAUCCAAUACAUUAACCACCGACACACCUCUCUGUCAUAGAUUACAGGUAUCAAAACUUCCUUUCAUCGCCGAUUAGAAGGAAGUUUCACUGAAAGACAACUUUACGCUUGAAAUUCUUUACAGCGUGCCAUGAAGUGCUCUUAAAAAUCCUGAAAUAAUUUUUUCUUUAUGAUCCAGUUUGUAGGGCGGCACGGUGGUGUAGUGGUUAGCGCUGUCGCCUCACAGCAAGAAGGUCCGGGUUCGAGCCCCGUGGCCGGCGAGGGCCUUUCUGUGUGGGGUUUGCAUGUUCUCCCCGUGUCCGUGUGGGUUUCCUCCGGGUGCUCCGGUUUCCCCCACAGUCCAAAGACAUGCAGGUUAGGGUAACUGGUGACUCUAAAUUGACCGUAGGUGUGAAUGUGAGUGUGAAUGGUUGUCUGUGUCUAUGUGUCGGCCCUGUGAUGACCUGGCUACUUGUCCAGGGUGUACCCCGCCUUUCGCCCGUAGUCAGCUGGGAUAGGCUCCAGCUUGCCUGCAACCCUGUAGAACAGGAUAAAGCGGCUAGAGAUAAUGAGAUGAGAAAUGUACACUUUUUUCUUUAUGAUCCAGUUCGUAGGGCGGCACGGUGGUGUAGUGGUUAGCGCUGUCGCCUCACAGCAAGAAGGUCCGGGUUUGAGCCCCGUGGCCGGCGAGGGCCUUUCUGUGUGGAGUUUGCAUGUUGUCCGUGUGGGUUUCCUCCGGGUGCUCCGGUUUCCCCCACAGUCCAAAGACAUGCAGGUUAGGUUAACUGGUGACUCUAAAUUGACCGUAGGUGUGAAUGUGAGUGUGAAUGGUUGUCUGUGUCUAUGUUUCAGCCCUGUGAUGACCUGGCUACUUGUCCAGGGUGUACCCCGCCUUUCGCCCGUAGUCAGCUGGGAUAGGCUCCAGCUUGCCUGCAACCCUGUAGAACAGGAUAAAGCGGCUAGAGAUAAUGAGAUGAGAUGAGAAACGUACACUUUUUUUAAAAAAUUUACCUCAGAUGUCUAAUAUUUGCUUUUUUUUUCGUACAUUAGGGGUUACUCAACAAUGCAUUUUUACCAGUUGGUUUUCAUUGAUAAUGUCAACAAACAUGUCAAACCACACUUCAGUUAACAGCCAUUCUUUUCACAGUCCGGUCCAGUCCAUCCAUGCCUGAGUUUGUGGGACUUCCGUGCCGGCUCCAGGCCGGAUCUGGAACAGGAAUUCAUUCCUGCCUUGCUGAAGGCCACUUUCCUGAAGCGGCACUCCCACACUUGUUACCACUCCUCUCCCAUCAGCCAGGGCCUUUUUAAGAACUGUUUGGAGCUACUCCAGUUGACAGACUGUCUCUAGUAGACUUUCCUCGCCUCGCUACAACCCAUUGGUAUUGUGUCUUCUUGAUUCCCCCUGCCUGAAUUGUUCCUUGUUUUUUGUCUAGUUUUCUGUCCAGUUUUUUUGCCCCUGUUUUACCUGCCUGUUCUUUUGGAUUGUGUUUUUGCUUCCUCUGCCUGGAUUUCCCUUGUCCCUUUGUUCUUCGGUUUUUGUGAAGAUUUUUCUGUCCUGUUUUUGUCCCUGACUGUGCCUACCUGCUCCUCUGUGUAUUUGACCUCUUGGCCCGUUCUUUGACCACUGAUUUUAGCCUGGGCCCUACUGUACCUCUGCCCUGUACUCCAUUAAAGAAGUUUUUCUCUGUA